This is a messenger RNA of Puntigrus tetrazona (Sumatra barb), 2059 nucleotides long. Its product is annotated as SLAM family member 5. The coding region runs from base 571 to 1389 and encodes 272 amino acids. The record is from RefSeq and is a predicted model, not a curated record. Lineage: Eukaryota; Metazoa; Chordata; Actinopteri; Cypriniformes; Cyprinidae. The transcript has 4 exons.
UGUGUGUGUGUGUGUAUUGAACAGUCAUCAGCUUCUGAGACAAACUGAAACGUGCGGUCGAUCUGACAUCGUUUUAUCUGAAUGUGGUGUUGUCGAGCGGACGGAAUAGCUUGUGUUUGUGUCUGUGCUGCAUGUGGUUGAAUGGCGUCUUCCUGGCCUUGUGACGGGAACCACAGGCUUUUUCUUUUGAUAUAGAUAAACUAGGUAAAGUAGUUCGUUUGUCAAUACUGUUUAACGCUAGGUUGCCAAAGGCUAUGUAAUAUUUUAUAGAGAAACACUUUAACCUUUACAAGAAAUCGUACGUUUGUAGGUUGCAGUUUGCACACUAGUAAAGUAAAAUAUCGAUAUUGUUUUAAUAUCCGAACCCUUAACACGAUUGGCUGUCGUGAAUUAUAAAGAGAAGACACGCUUCUAUUGUACUUUCUAUGGUUAAAUAUGUAGGCUAAGUAGGAGAAAUAAAACCAGCCCCAUCUGCACGCCCCGGGGAGGAUGUAAAAUAAGGGAGGAUUCGCACUUGGCCACCAUUUCAAGUGAUGCUCUCUCAGAAAGCACAGCAAACUGCUGAUAAAAAUGCUUCAUGGGUUUGUUUGCUUUGGUUUGUGCUUCUGGCGCAUUGUCGGUAUGUUUGGUGCUGAGGCAGAUGAGAUCGUGUCAUUGUCGGUGAUGGAGGGCGAUUCUGUCACGCUGAAGACUGGUGUGACCAAAAUACAAGAGGACGAUCUGAUAAUGUGGAUGAGCGGAAACUACUCUAUCGCUAAACUCAGCAUAUCAUCCCAAGUCAUCUCUGAAACUCACGACACGUUCAGAGGCAGACUGAAGCUGGAUGAUCAGACCGGGUCCCUCACCAUCACAAACACGAGAACCACAGACUCCGGACUUUACAAAGCGCAGAUGAUUGGACAGCAAGUGUCAAAGAAAACGUUCAAUGUUGCCGUCGUAGCUAGUCUUCCCGUUCCUGUCCUCGCCAGUUACUGUCCUCAAAAUCCUUCAUCGGGAUCAUCCAGAUGUUUGCUGCUGUGUUCGGCGGUGAACGUGGGUCACGUGACUCUCUCCUGGUACAAAGGAGACAGUUUAUUGUCCAGCAUCAGUGUGUCUGAUCUCAGCAUCAGUCUCUCUCUACCUCUGGAGGUGGAACAUCAGGAUAAAAACACCUACAGCUGUGUGAUCAACAACCCCAUCAGAAACCAGACCACACAUCUGGACUUCAGUCAGCUCUGUCAGCCAUGUUCAGAAUGCGUCUGCUGUUGUAAUUCUACUGAAGCUGUGAUCCAGUUGGUCCUCUCUGCUCUGGUGGGCGUGGCUACUGCUGUUGUUCUGGUUUAUGACAUCAGAUCCAGAAGAGCUGAACAGAAAAGAAGAGCACUGAAAUCAUUAUCAGAUAAUAACUGACUUACUGUAACAGAAAUUAAAUCCUAUUAUAUAUAUAUAUAUAUAAUUUUGUAAAUGCACUGUAAUACUCAAUAGCUUCUAAUUCAACUAAUUGUGCAAUCAUAUUUUCACCUAACAUUCGUUUCCGAAUUAAAACAAACCAAAUCAAACCCCUCUUCUCUUUUCUGCUUACUAAACACUUUCUUCUGUUUUUGUGGUCUGGAAGGUAGCGGGCCUGUUCUCUGUCAACAUCUAGGCUAAGCACUGACAGGAAGUUGGUUAGUUUCACAAAGAGCUUGCCCUUUAGUGGCAGCACAUUCUGUCUGUAAUACUGUUAGCCACAACGUUCAGAAAGUUAUCUGCGUGUCCUCGGCCAAGCCAGGAACGUUUUGAACUUUUGCGGCACUUACGCAUCUUUGUUCGAGAACCAAGUUUACUUUUUAGCAACCCUCAAUAAAACUCUUUUCUGGUAGGUCGAGUCCUGUUGUCUUUAUGUGUUACAUAACCUACUUUCUUAAAGGGCGCUUAUUCACCCAACACAGCUAAUGCACCUAGGUCACUGGUGCUAAUUGGAGAUUAUGAUGAUUGUCACAGAUAUUUGUUUUCGUAUUGUUUUAAUAAUGCCAUGCAAUGCUUUCCUUCCUACAGAAUUUGGAAAACAAUGGUUAAAUAGCUUUUCUAUUGUGCAUUC